AUGUGCUACGACCGCUACGUGUCCAUCUGCAAACCCCUGCACUACGGGACCCUCCUGGGCAGCAGAGCUUGUGCCCACAUGGCAGCAGCUGCCUGGGCCAGUGCCUUUCUCUAUUCACUGCUGCACACAGCCAAUACAUUUUCCCUGCCCCUGUGCCAUGGAAAUGCCCUGGGGCAGUUCUUCUGUGAAAUCCCACAGAUCCUCAAGCUCUCCUGCUCCAAAUCCUAUCUCAGGGAACUUGGGCUCAUUGCUGUAAGUGCCUGUUUGGUAUUUGGCUGCUUUGUGUUCAUUGUUUUCUCCUAUGUGGAGAUCUUCAGGGUUGUGCUGAGGAUCCCCUCUGAGCAGGGACGGUACAAAGCCUUUUCCACCUGCCUUCCUCACCUGGCUGUGGUCUCUCUGUUCCUCAGCACUUCAGUGUUUGCUCACCUGAAACCCCUCUCCAUCUCCUCCCCAUCCCUGGAUCUGGCCCUGUCAGUUCUGUACUCGGUGGUGCCUCCAGCCCUGAACCCCCUCAUCUACAGCCUGAGGAAUCAGGAGCUCAAGGCUGCAGUGUGGACACUGAGGACUGGAUGGUUACAGAAACAUUAA
Zonotrichia leucophrys gambelii is the source of this 588-nucleotide messenger RNA. Its product is annotated as olfactory receptor 14J1-like. Gene Ontology annotation, cellular component: membrane. Bases 1 to 588 code for a protein of 195 amino acids. The record is from RefSeq and is a predicted model, not a curated record. Gene Ontology annotation, biological process: G protein-coupled receptor signaling pathway. The transcript has a single exon. Gene Ontology annotation, molecular function: odorant binding; olfactory receptor activity. NCBI's taxonomy places the organism in Eukaryota, Metazoa, Chordata, Aves, Passeriformes, Passerellidae.